Wallemia ichthyophaga EXF-994 is the source of this 2712-nucleotide messenger RNA. RefSeq names its product Heat shock protein. Gene Ontology annotation, cellular component: cytosol; cytoplasm. The record is from RefSeq and is a predicted model, not a curated record. The transcript has 3 exons. Gene Ontology annotation, molecular function: ATP hydrolysis activity; ATP binding. Gene Ontology annotation, biological process: cellular response to heat. Bases 1 to 2712 code for a protein of 903 amino acids. Lineage: Eukaryota; Fungi; Basidiomycota; Wallemiomycetes; Wallemiales; Wallemiaceae.
AUGAGCAGCUCAAAUUUCACAGAUCGCUCUAGGGAAUCGAUUACCCUCGCAAUACAAUUAGCCAGAGAGAACAACAACGCUCUCAUUUACCCUGCACACAUAGCUAGCAUACUCCUUAAUGACCCCACUCGGCCUGAGGGCGCAGCCCCUUCUCUAUUCGCUACUGCCCUCGAAAGAGCUGGCGUAGAUAAGCAAUCAGCCAACAGAGAACUCCAGAAGCUUAUCGUAAAGAUCCCUGUCCAAGAUCCUCCUCCAGACGAUAUAACCCUGUCUACAGCUGCAGGCAAGAUUAUCAGACGAGCUGAGGAAGUUAUGAAAAAUCAACAUGAUUCCUUUGUCGCACAGGAUCAUCUCAUAAUCGCUCUCCUUGAAGACAGCGCUAUCCUUCAAGCACUCAAGAACGUUGGACUCAGCAGCACUAAAACUGUUGAAAAUGCUCUCAAUCAACAGAGAGGCGGAAGAAGAGUUGACAGACCAAAUGCCGAAGAUGGUUUCGACGCUCUCAACAAAUACGCAACUGACCUCACCGCUGAGGCUGAAUCUGGUAGACUUGAUCCGGUUAUUGGUAGAGAUAAUGAGAUCAGAAGAGUUAUUAGAGUCCUUUGUAGACGCACUAAAUCCAACCCAGUACUUAUCGGUGAGCCUGGUGUCGGUAAAACUGCUGUUGUCGAAGGAUUAGCACAACGUAUUGUCAAUAGGGAUGUACCUGCAAGUCUCCUUGGCAAGCUAUUUUCAUUAGACGCAGGUGCUCUAAUGGCAGGUGCAAAGUACAAGGGCGAGUAUGAAGAGCGCGUCAAGAGUGUUCUCGAUGAAAUUGAAAAGUUAGGCGAUCAAGGCAACCCAGUUAUACUCUUCUGUGACGAAAUUCAUCUUCUCAUGGCUGGAUCUGGCGAUAGCUCAGGUGGUAUGGAUGCUGCAAACCUCUUCAAGCCAAUGCUGGCACGUGGUAAAAUCAGACUCAUAGGUGCAACCACUCUCAAUGAAUUCAGACAACACAUAGAAAAGGAUGCAGCAUUCGAGAGACGUUUGCAGCAAGUAAUGGUUAACGAGCCAUCAGUUAACGAAUCUAUCACCAUUCUUAGAGGUAUUUCACAUAAAUUGGAGGUGCACCACGGUGUGCGUAUUCUAGAUUCCGCUUUGGUGGCCGCAUCGACUCUUGCGAGACGCUACCUUACCGGACGUAAGUUGCCUGACGCAGCUAUCGACUUGAUAGAUGAAGCAUGUGCCGGUGUGCGCGUCGCUCGUGAAACGGUACCCGAACAGGUCGAUCAGCUCGAAAGAUCCAAACUGCAAUUGGAGGUCGCCAUUCACGCACUAUCUAGAGAGAGUGACAAGGAAAGCAAGGCGAAUCUUGAAGAAGCUAGAAAAUCAGUUGCUGCAAUCGACGAAGAAUUGAAACCUAUGAAAGCUGCCCACGAAGCAUCUAAAUUCCGCGACGAAGAAAUUAACGAAGCGAGACGUAAAGUUGAAGAUCUCACAUCCAAAGCAGAUGCAGCAGAACGUCGCUACGACUUGGCGACGUCCUCGGAUAUCAGAUUCUACGCCAUCCCUGAUCUCCAAAAGAAGAUUGAGCAGAUGGAACAGAAAAAGAAUGAAGAUGAAGCAGCUGAGGGUCAGGAAACUUCUAUAGUCACACCAGAUCAGAUUGGUGAGGUUGUCGCUAGAUGGACAGGUGUUCCAGCUACGCGUAUCCAGACUACCGAAAAGGAGAAACUUCUCAGACUGGAGAAACUUCUGAGCAAGAAUGUGGUAGGACAACCGGAAGCAGUGAAAAGUGUCGCGAAUGCCAUACGUCUUUCAAGGUCGGGUUUGUCUAAUGCCCAACGUCCAAUCGCCAGCUUCCUCUUCUGUGGUCCAUCGGGUACUGGUAAAACAUUGCUGUCUAAGCAACUCGCUCAGCUACUCUUUGACAGCGAGCAGGCAAUGAUGAGGAUUGACAGUUCAGAGUUUAGCGAGAAGCACUCCAUCUCACGCCUUAUCGGUGCACCACCAGGAUACGUUGGUCACGGUGAAGGUGGUCAACUCACCGAAUACGUCAGGCGUAAGCCUUACUCUGUCAUAUUGAUUGAUGAGAUCGAGAAGGCUUGCAGAGAGUUCAUAGUUCUCCUCCUCCAAAUACUCGACGAGGGUAGAUGCACAGAUGGUCAGGGCCGUACUGUCAACUUUAACAACUGCGUCUUGAUCAUGACGUCUAACCUCGGUGCAUCCCACUUGGCAGAAUUGGCCGGAGAUGAUGGCGGAGCCCCAACGGAAGCUAAAGGGCUUGUCAUGGGUGCAGUUCAAGGCCAUUUCCCUCCAGAGUUUAUCAAUCGUAUUGACGAAAUAAUUAUUUUCAGAAACUUAGCACUCGGCGAUGUGAGAAGAAUAGUCGACAUACGCCUCGACGAGAUACAAAAACGGAUGAAAGCAAACGGGAAGAACAUCAAGAUGAUCGUUGAUGAGGCGGCGAAGCACUACCUCGCAUCAGUUGGCUUUAACCCAAUCUACGGUGCUAGACCAUUGAACCGUUCCAUCCAGCAAGAGAUACUGACACCACUAUCCUCGCUCAUUCUCGCAGAGAGGGUUCUAGACGGUGAGAGCGUCGAGAUAAGUUUCGAUCCACCACGCAACCGUCUUUUCGUGAAACCUAAUCACGAAGGAGUGGUGGAUAUGGAUGAGGAUGAUGACGAUGAUGAUUACGACGAUGAUGUUGAAAUCGAAGAGCUGCAGUGA